AUGUUCGGGCUCUUCCUCACCGCGACGGUGCUCACCUUCGUGAUGAUCUUCCUCUCUCCGCUCGCCACCUCCUCACGACCCCCGCAGUCGCUCUCCUCCGAUCCCUCCGUCAACGCCGCCUCCCCGACCCAUCGCCGCCGCACCUUCGUGCUCUUCCGCUCCCUGCCCUUCCUGCUCCUCACCUUCCUAACCGCCCUCUUCACCAUCGUUCCCUCCGUCGUCGCCACCGUCAUGUUCAUCAUCUUCAAAAACGUCUUCACCAACUCCGCCCAGGACUUGAAUAUCAACGCUGAGGUUGGCUCGCAGAUGAUGGCUUUCAUGUGGGUCGCGUCUGCUUUCAAUUUGUUGCCCUUCCUGUGGCAGCUGGGGUCGUCGUGUGCGGCGUGCUGCGGCGGCCGGAAGGCUAGGAAGGAGUUGAAGCGCGCGGGGAGUCCUGCGGCGGGUACGAAUACCGAUUCGAACGGUUCGGGGUCCUUGGAUCGCGAGAAGGUGAGGAGUCCGACGGAUUGA
Messenger RNA from Aspergillus melleus, 510 nucleotides. RefSeq lists its product as uncharacterized. The coding region runs from base 1 to 510 and encodes 169 amino acids. Gene Ontology annotation, cellular component: cell cortex of cell tip; plasma membrane. The record is from RefSeq and is a predicted model, not a curated record. The transcript has a single exon. Gene Ontology annotation, biological process: fungal-type cell wall organization. NCBI's taxonomy places the organism in Eukaryota, Fungi, Ascomycota, Eurotiomycetes, Eurotiales, Aspergillaceae.